This is a messenger RNA of Liolophura sinensis, 1400 nucleotides long. Its product is annotated as myosin essential light chain, striated adductor muscle-like. The coding region runs from base 128 to 604 and encodes 158 amino acids. Lineage: Eukaryota; Metazoa; Mollusca; Polyplacophora; Chitonida; Chitonidae. The record is from RefSeq and is a predicted model, not a curated record. The transcript has 6 exons. Gene Ontology annotation, molecular function: calcium ion binding. Gene Ontology annotation, cellular component: muscle myosin complex.
AGUAGACUAGUCCUAUAUAAUCCGACUUGUCUACUGGUUCGGUCCUACUACAUUCUUAUCAUUCCGAGGCAGACGUUGCAAAGUUACUUCUCUGUUAGCGGCGGCUAAAUCCCUUUAGAACAGAAAAAUGACUACUCUUUCGAGAGAAGAAAUUGAAGAUGUCCGUGACGUAUUCGACCUGUUCGAUUUCUGGGACGGUCGGGACGGCAUGAUUGACUCCCACAAAGUCGGCGAUCUUCUCAGGUGCAUCGGACUCAACCCAACGCUCGACAUCUGUUACAAAAAUGGCAUGGCAAAAAAGAUGGGUGAAGGUCAGUACAAAUUUGAAGAAUUCCUUCCUAUCUACCAGGCUGUCAGUGACGAUAAGGACAAGGGGACUCACGCCGACUUCGUAGAGGCUUUUAAAACCUUUGACAGAGAAGGGCAGGGUUACAUUUCAUCAGCAGAACUCCGCCACGUCCUUACGGCGCUCGGUGAGAAACUUAAAGAUGAGGAAGUGGACGAAAUUCUCAAAUAUGUUGACUUGAGGGAAGAUUUAGAGGGUAACGUCAAAUACGAGGAAUUUAUCAAACGGGUGAUGGCUGGGCCGUUCCCUGACAAAUAAACCAGCGUGACCAUGGUGACGCACUUCAUCACAAAAACUCCUCACAGACGAUGUACAGAUUCCCAUCCCACCGUCUUUCCCCGACAACUCAAGCCGAACUAGGAGACGUGAUAAGGUCUUACAAGAUGCUACCAGGAGGAUUCAAGCGUUUCUCUUUAGAAGUAACUCAUAGAACUUUGCCGCCUCGCCAAUAGAUGCCAUACUCUCGGAAGGACAAGAAUGAUGGUGCCUCACUCGGCCGCUAGGUAGCGCUCCGAAAAGAAAUGUAGUCUUAUUUUCUGCCAUAUUUAUUCAGAGUUGUAACACGCAUGCGCGUUUCGGCGUUACUAACUCCAACUAAUACGGAGACAACGCUUGUAAGCUUUCGCCCGGCCGUGGGAUUUUGUAAGACCUUUUCAACAUUUAGACAGAGCAACAGUUUUUAUGAUGAAAACCCCAAACUACCAGACCUUUCAAAUUCUUGACAUCUUGUAUCAUGAUGCUCGGAAAUUAAUUUAUUGAAAUCUUUAUCUAUUUUGCCGUGUGUAAAGUACUUUCGUUGUGAAUGAGAUACAGAACUGUUUAUCAACUAACAGCUUCCGGUAACGGUUGCGCAACCGUGAACAUCACAUCCGGGAAGAAAACAUUUUAACGUGAGAAUGGCCAGUUGAAGACUUGCACAAUUUUGUACAUUGAUGUUCAUGAUGGAACCCAAAGGACAUAUUGGACUCACAAAAUAAGUGGACAUCCCUUUUGCAACCUCGACGGUGUGAAUAGUGCAAUAAACGUUCCCGAAUAAAAGCCAUUUUUUCUUUUA